AUGUCGAAAAGCAUUGCGCUUCCUGCGCUCACCGCAUCCAUCCCGGCGUUCUACCACUUUCUGGCUCCGAAACAGGCGGUUGCGCAGGGGCUCUUCCUGCCCGUCGGCUACGGCUAUGUGGUUUCGACCGUCGUGUCGGCGCUCUGGGUGACGUUCCUGAUGGGAGUCAAGGUGGGAAGCGCUCGCAAAGCCGCCCAGGUGCCCUACCCCUAUCUCUACGCCGAGAAGGCGGUGGCGGAAAAGAACCGCGACGCGCAUCUGUUCAACUGCGCCCAGCGUGUGCAUCAGAACACACUCGAGAACCUGACGAGCUUCAUCUUCCUCACGCUCUUCAACGGAUUCUUCUUCCCGCGUCUGACGGCUGCGUUUGCGGCGACGUGGGUGGUGUCGCGCAUCCCGUACGCCAUCGGCUACUACUCGGGCACCCCCAGCAAGCGUGCGUUCGGCGGCAUCUUUAGCGGCCUCAGCUUCCUAGCUCUAUUGAUCCAGGCCACCUAUGUGUGCUUCGGCGUGCUCGGCGCGGUCGAGUACAAGAUCUGA
Moesziomyces antarcticus is the source of this 540-nucleotide messenger RNA. RefSeq names its product membrane-associated proteins in eicosanoid and glutathione metabolism. Gene Ontology annotation, molecular function: glutathione transferase activity; glutathione peroxidase activity. NCBI's taxonomy places the organism in Eukaryota, Fungi, Basidiomycota, Ustilaginomycetes, Ustilaginales, Ustilaginaceae. The transcript has 2 exons. The record is from RefSeq and is a predicted model, not a curated record. Gene Ontology annotation, cellular component: endoplasmic reticulum; membrane; nuclear envelope. Bases 1 to 540 code for a protein of 179 amino acids.